AUGUGCACGAGAAGAACGGCGGCAGUCAAGUUGGACGGUUGUGGAGCAGAAGAGGAGAAACGAUCUCAAACCGUUUCCAACACGUUGCUACGCGGCCCCGGCAUCAGAGAAGCGCAUCAUUCUGAGUGGCUUGAGUUCCCUCGCAUCCAAAAGGGGGAGGAAGAGCUCCAAGGCAUUAAAGAGGAAGAGCCAGAGCAUUUCUUCAAGGUUGGGCAGCCUCAAAACCCUCAUAUCAAAGAAGAGGAGAGAGCAUCGCCAUAUAUUAAAGAGGAGAAUGAGGAAGAAGAAAGCACCGAGUUGACUUUAAAAAGUGAAAAUGAAGACCCAGCUGAGACGGUAAGAGAGCCUCCGAGCGGCGACGCGGCAGAAGUUGACGGACACCGCCGCGGAGGAUCGCGGGAAGACGACCUUACCGCUCCGCUAUCAGAUCGUGACGACGCCACGUCACACUCUUCUGACUAUGAUGACGGUAAAGAUGAAGUGUUAAAAAGUCGUAAGACGGGUCACAGUGACAAGAAACACUGGAAAUGCUCUGAGUGCGGGAAAGCCUAUAGUCUUAAGAUUGUGUUGAAGAGGCAUAUGACGACACACACCGGAGAAGAACCUUACGUCUGCUCGAAGCGUUUUUCUUGCUUGGUUUGCGGUCAGAGAUUCUACAGGAAAACAAACUUGACACGGCACACGAGAACACACACUGGGGAGAAACCGUUCGCCUGUUCAGUUUGCGAUAAACAAUUCUCGCUCAAGACGCAUUUAGAGCUACACGCGAGGACCCACACAGGGGAGAAACCUUUCCCCUGCUCAGUUUGCGCUCAAAGAUUCGCUCAGAAGGGACAACUCAAAAUUCACACGAGAACACACACUGGGGAGAAACCCUUUUCCUGCUCCGUUUGCGGUAAGAGCUUUUCCGACAAAGGGACCCUCACGACUCACACGAGAACUCACGCCGAGGAGAGACCUUUUUUGUGCUCCGUUUGUGGUCAGGGAUUCCAUCGAAAAACAAACUUGACACGACACGCGAGGACACACACUGGGGAGAAGUGUUUCUCUUGCUCAGGUUGUGGUAAAAGAUUUUCACAGAGGAAACACAAGUGUGUUGGUUUGAAAGGCAGUGACCAAUGA
This is a messenger RNA of Nerophis lumbriciformis (worm pipefish), 1122 nucleotides long. NCBI's taxonomy places the organism in Eukaryota, Metazoa, Chordata, Actinopteri, Syngnathiformes, Syngnathidae. The record is from RefSeq and is a predicted model, not a curated record.